Messenger RNA from Penicillium vulpinum, 429 nucleotides. RefSeq lists its product as uncharacterized. The record is from RefSeq and is a predicted model, not a curated record. Bases 1 to 429 code for a protein of 142 amino acids. Lineage: Eukaryota; Fungi; Ascomycota; Eurotiomycetes; Eurotiales; Aspergillaceae. The transcript has 2 exons.
AUGCCCUCGUAUGAUUUAGCACCGGAUGUUUCAGAAAGAACCACGAAAGAACGCGCCGCUCUGGGGCGAUACCUCUUCGACAAACUGAUCUAUCACUUCCACCCAAGGACAUUGCCCGAUGCCAACCACGUUUUUGAUGACGCCCUAACAGCUUUCCUCAUGACAAGUAUUUCUCCGAGUGAGAAGUCAGUCGAAUCAACUCUACAUUAUUGGCUCACCUUCCUUGUAUCAAUUGUCCAGGAACAACAAUUGCAUAAAGAUGCACCGAACCUGAGCGAAGAUGAGAAAGAGGAAAGAAGAAGAUCGACACGCAUCAUUAUCAUUCAACGGACGACCACGCAUCGCAGAUCAGGAAUGCCAGAUCCUUCCAAUUCCAUGUCCGGAUAUGACCUGGAUGCAGCAGGGCCUGCUACCCACCUACACAGAUGA